Guillardia theta CCMP2712 is the source of this 552-nucleotide messenger RNA. RefSeq lists its product as hypothetical. The coding region runs from base 1 to 552 and encodes 183 amino acids. The transcript has 5 exons. Lineage: Eukaryota; Cryptophyceae; Pyrenomonadales; Geminigeraceae. Gene Ontology annotation, biological process: mitochondrial tRNA 3'-end processing. The record is from RefSeq and is a predicted model, not a curated record. Gene Ontology annotation, cellular component: mitochondrion. Gene Ontology annotation, molecular function: 3'-tRNA processing endoribonuclease activity.
AUGCAGCUGGUGGAGGAGACGAUGAGGAUGGUGGAGGAGCACCAGGAGGAGGAGAGGAGGAAGACUGCAGGAGGAGAGGGCGGGGGAGCGGCGAGAGCUUGUGUGCUCUUAAUCCAUGAGGCCACGUUCGACUCGGAUCAACUCGAGCAUGCAAAGAGGAAGCGACACAGCACAGUAGGGGAGGCCAUCCAGGUUGGCGAGCAACUUCGAGAGCGGCUGAGGAGGAGGAUGGGGAUGAGCCGCCUCUGCUACGGCACCAUCCUCUCGCACUUCAGUCAGCGCUACCCCAACAUCUUCUCCCUCGAUCUCACUGCCGGGUCUGCACCCUCGACCACAACAAUCGCAGCCGCUGCCACUACCACCACUGCUGCCACUUCCUCCUCGUCCUCCCCUCCUCUAGCUGUCCCUGUCAUGCUUGCCUCCGACGGACUCUUCCUGCCUCUGGAGUUCGAGAGGAUGCGGCAGGAAAGAGUGUUCGAUCGCUCCGCCCUCCUACUUGACAGACUGGCCAAAGUGAAGGAGGCGAUGAAAGACAGCAAGGGAGAAGGAUGA